Messenger RNA from Fukomys damarensis (Damara mole-rat), 906 nucleotides. It is a transcript of the gene Nppb, whose product is annotated as natriuretic peptide B. The record is from RefSeq and is a predicted model, not a curated record. Lineage: Eukaryota; Metazoa; Chordata; Mammalia; Rodentia; Bathyergidae. Bases 373 to 726 code for a protein of 117 amino acids. Gene Ontology annotation, cellular component: nucleus; cytoplasm; extracellular region. The transcript has 3 exons. Gene Ontology annotation, biological process: receptor guanylyl cyclase signaling pathway; negative regulation of systemic arterial blood pressure; cGMP biosynthetic process. Gene Ontology annotation, molecular function: hormone activity; hormone receptor binding.
UUAAGGAAAAGACAAGGCCAGAGACAGGGAUGUGUUGGUGUCCCCGACAACCUCCAUCCCCGGCCUGACCCAUUUCUAUACAAGGUCUGCUCUCCCCAGCUGCCAUCCCCGUGAAUAUUCUGCCGCCCCUAUGAGGAUUCCUCUAGGCGGGCGGCAGUGAAGCAGUGCAUUCUCAGGCCUUGAGCUCAGCGGGCAGGAAUGUGGCUGAUAAAUCAGAGAUAAACCCCCACCGAGGGGAAGGGCAGGCGGAAGACGGCCCAAGAUAAAAGGCCGAGUCGCAGAGGAACCAGGAGAGCAGUGGGCAGUGAGAAGCCGGAACAGCAGGAGCUUACAGACCGGACAGCUUCAGCCCCAGCCCGUCCUCCCUGCAUUAUGGGUCCCCAGACAGCCCUGCCCUGGACAAUUCUGCUCCUGUUUUUCCUGCACUUGUUACUGGCGGGAGGUCUAUCUCACCCCCUUGUUGGGCCCGACCAGGACCAGGCUUCGGAUCAACUGGGGACACAGGAGCUGCUGCAUCCUCCUGGGGACAAGGUCUCAGAGACACAAGCAGAGCAGAAGAUCCCAGGCCAGCUCCUACAGGACGGAGACACCGCCAAGAGCAGCCUCCGGGCUUUUAGGGGCCUCCAGACACCCAGGGUGAUGCGAGGCUCAGGUUGCUUUGGGAAAAGGAUCGACCGGAUUGGUUCUGUCAGUGACGUGGACUGCAGAGUGCAGAGGCGGCCUUAGGAGGAAACCUUGGCCAUGGGCAUCUACUUCUGAUUCCUCAAGGGCUCUGUACCCAGCCUCAUGGUCUUCUUUGACUUCUAUUUAUUAACUUAUUGUGAUUUUAUAUACUUGAUUCUUUUCUACAAAAUAGCUUCUCACCUGUGAGCAAAUACUUUCCACAAUGAAAUAAAAUCAACAAUA